Molecule: messenger RNA, 1404 nt
Organism: Selaginella moellendorffii
Lineage: Eukaryota; Viridiplantae; Streptophyta; Lycopodiopsida; Selaginellales; Selaginellaceae
Product: protein MAEA homolog
Exons: 6
Coding region: 17-1288 (423 amino acids)
Biological process (GO): proteasome-mediated ubiquitin-dependent protein catabolic process
Cellular component (GO): GID complex; nucleus; cytoplasm
Molecular function (GO): ubiquitin protein ligase activity; protein binding
Source: RefSeq, a predicted model, not a curated record
GGUUCUUCUGUUGGGAAUGAAUGAGGAAGGCGCUCCAGCUGGUCCGGCCAUCGAUUCAGCGGCAUCGACGUGCCAUCGCUGCGUGGAAACGAUCAAGCUCGAGCACCAGCUCGUCCGGGUGUCUUACGAAGUUCUCAAGAGGUCUGUACGGCAGGGCAUUCGCGCAGUGGAGAAGGAGGUGAAUGGCAUCACUGGCGCUGUUGCCGAGGCCGGGAAGAAGGAGGUGUCGCGAGACGCCGCGAUCAAGCAGCUGGAUUCGUGCGUGAAUCGCUUGAGUGGAUUGAAGAGAAAGCUCCAGGAAAUGCACGAUGCGGAAGAACAGAAUCUCCAAAGAUCUCGAGCGAGGUUGGAUCACUUGAGUGACUUUUGCAAGGAUCCAAAGUGGAAGAAAACAAAGCUUGACAGAAUUCUCGUGGACUACCUCUUGCGUUCGUCUUACAUUAACACCGCGACUAAACUCGUCGAGCAUUCGUCCAUUCAGGAUCUUGCAGACGUUGGCCUUUUUGCUGAAGCCCAGCAGAUUAUCGAGGGACUGAAGAGAAAGAGUUGCACGUAUGCACUUAACUGGUGCUCGGAGAACAAGGGAAAGCUAAAGAAGACGCUGAGUGUAUUCGAAUUUAAGCUGAGGAUUCAGGAGUUCAUAGAACUCGUUCGAGCGGAGAAGGCAUUUGACGCUGUGUUAUACGCUCGCAAGUUUCUCUCGCAGCUUGCUUCUGUUGAUAUGCAACACUUGCAAGAGGCCAUGACAACUCUAGUACUGAAGCAAACAACAGAGUGUGUCUUUUACAAGGCGAGCUGUUUUAUUUAUUUAUUUAUUUUUCUGUUUUGCUUCCUCAAAACACCUUUUCGUGCUUUAUAUUGCCAGACUUUAUUCGAUGACAACCAAUGGGAGAAACUAAUUCAGCUCUUCAAAGACGAGUUCUGCAAGAUGCACGGAAUGACUUCUCCGUCCUUGCUACACAUUUACAUCCAGGCCGGUCUUUCAGCUCUCAAAACACCGCUGUGCUACGAAGAAACGUGUUUGAAGGACGAUCCUUUCUCGCAUGAAGCGAUCAGGAAACUCGCGGAGCCACUCCCGUUCAUGAAGCACGUACGCUCGAGGCUCAUCUGUUACAUCACGAAGGAGCUUAUGGACGAGGACAAUCCUCCAAUGGUUUUACCGAAUGGAUACGUUUACAGCACAAAGGCAUUGCAAACCAUGUCCGAUCAAAACAAUGGUCUCGUGACUUGCCCAAGAACAAACGAAGUUUUCGCUUUAGCCACCGCGACAAGAGCGUUCGUCUCUUAACAAGGCUAACAAGAAACAAAAAAGAAAUGUACAUUCAAUCGGCGCAUUCAUUGCCAGUGUAAAUCCACCGUCGAUCAACACCCGCCCCACAGUGAUAAUCCAACGGCCUCUAUUCC